Emericellopsis cladophorae is the source of this 2931-nucleotide messenger RNA. RefSeq lists its product as uncharacterized. Lineage: Eukaryota; Fungi; Ascomycota; Sordariomycetes; Hypocreales; Bionectriaceae. The transcript is spliced from 3 exons. The coding region runs from base 1 to 2931 and encodes 976 amino acids. The record is from RefSeq and is a predicted model, not a curated record.
AUGGACGUGAAUGAAGACACCAUUCCGGAGCUGCAGCCCGUCUUCUCGUUUCUAAACAGCCAUUCCAACAAGCUUUAUCAUGAGGGUUAUUUCCUCAAGCUGGACGAUCAAAACAGCCAGGGCAAACCUAACCCCGAUCGGACAUGGACCGAAUGCUUCGCACAACUGGUGGGCACCGUCCUCUCGCUCUGGGACGCUGCUGAGCUUGACGCCGCGGGCGAGGACGGGGAGGUGCUCCCCAAGUUCCUCAAUCUGACAGAUGCUUCCGUCAAAAUGAUCGAAUCGCUGCCCACCCGCUCUAGUGACGAACAGCCUCUCCAGAACAUCCUCAGCGUCUCCACGGCCGGCCGUAAUCGGUACUUGCUACACUUCAACUCGCACCACUCUCUUGUGCAGUGGACAGCUGCCAUCCGUCUCGCAAUCUAUGAACACAACACCCUGCAGGAGGCGUAUACCGGCGCCCUGAUCGCAGGCAAGGCCAGGUCUGUGAACAACAUCAACGUGAUCAUGGAGCGCUCCCGCUUCAACACAGAGGAGUGGGUUCGAGUCCGCUUUGGCGCCGGCGUCCCCUGGAGACGCUGCUGGUGCGUGAUUACGCCUCCCAACGAGAAGGAGUACGCCAAGCAGCAGAAGGAGAUGCGGAAGCGAUCGCCGUACGACCGGUCGCACAUACCUAAUCUGAAAGGUGACAUCAAAUUCUACGACCAAAAGGCCGAUGGCAAGAAGCAGAAGAAAUUGCAGCCCAUUGCGACCAUCACCGACGCCUACUCGGCAUAUGCAAUCUAUCCUCAAGCCAAGGCGCUCAUCGAUGCAUCCACCCUACUGAAGAUUGAAGGCAAUGUGACUGUCCACACGGAACCUCCCACCUCAUCCGAGGGCUUCGUCUUCAUCAUGCCCGAGGUGCGUCCCAUGGUCAGUGGCUUUGAGAUGCUCCUGCGUUUCCUGUUCCCGACGUGGGACACCUUUGCCUUGUACGGUCGUCCCGGAAAGCUCGUCGCCAGCAUUCUUGAUUCGAGAUCCCUCAUGUUCGCCAUGCCCAAGCACAAACGCUACGGAUACUUGGAACCCUUGGAUGUGACCAACCUGAUCAACGAAGGCUCCAGCGGUACUUGGACCGAGCAAGAGUGGCGAAGGCGCCUCAAGGAGGCUACAGGCACGCGCAUGAACGCCAUUGAGGACGGCACCAGGUCACCCAAGUCUCACUCGCGCAGUGCAAGCCGGAGCAGCGGUAACAAGGUGUCGUUUGGUCAAGAUAACGGUAGGCCCAAGGUGGGCUUCGCAGGUGAGCAGGUCAGGGGCUCGCGAUCUUUCUCCCUCAACGGUCCCAACGCUCCACCUGGGCAUGGCAUGCUCGGCGCACCUGGUUCAGGUCAGGAGCAAAUGGCACGUGGCCAUGUGCGCAACACGUCGGACCCAAGCACGCCCGGCGCCAAUCCCUACGACGACGACCACGGUUCGCCGCCCGGACGCGACCUGAGCAACAUACGUGGCCUGAACACGCCCGAGCCCGUCUCGCGCCCCCCUGAAUUCGGAGCCAAGCAGCACCAAGGCCGUCCUAUCAGCAGGGCCUACCACUCACCGGAACUGCGUCGGGCUAACAGCCGCCUUUCUGCCACCACACUCGCGCAACUGGCCAAGGCCGGCGGACUCGAGGUCAACGACCAGAACACUGGAAUGUCACAGGACAGGAGGGCGAUGGAGGAUGGAGCCAUUGCAGGGCCUUCGGUACAUCACCACGCCAACCCCAUGGGACCAUCUGCUAACGACAAUCGUUCUCGUGAAGCUCUGAGUCCUCCAGGUCAAAUCCCAUCGCACAUGCCAGCGCCGCUCAACCUUCCGACGAACCGAUCAGAGUCCCCGUUUGGCCCCCCGAGCCCCUAUGGCGGUGGGCCCAACUCAUCUCGGCCGAGUACGUCAGAUGGUCGCCGUUCGCCUUACCCGCCAGGACAUUCAGGUACCCCCGGAGGCCAGAUGGGCGUCGCCGGCGCGCCUCGAUCGCCUCGGCCACCACCCCAAGGCACCCCUCAGGGUGGGCAGCCCCCACCAGGCCGUGGGCGGCCACCGCCCAACAUGCGACCGCCACAGCACGGCCCCCCCUCCGACUACUUUGGCCGAGGCCGAGGCGGGCCCCCUCCAGGCCAAGGCGGCCGCGGUGGUUAUGGACCUCCAGGCCACGCCCAGCGGAUGGUGCUUCCAGAGAGAUCCGCAAGCUUGAACAAGCACGGGAGCACCACCGCUGACGAGAUCAUCGAGUCGUACACAACGGACCGUGGCCCGCCACGCGAUCAGUAUGGGCGCCCGCCUCCCAGUCGUGGCGCGCCUGCCCCAAGUAAUGGGUUCGCGGACGGGCCUGGACCUGCUGCACGUCGUGGCCCUCCCACUCCCAUGGAGUAUACCGACAGCUACGCCCCGGCUGGCUCCAACCCUUACCAGGACGAUGUUGGCUACUCGGAUGGGGCGCGCUCUCGUGCCGGCACGAUGCGUUCCACGGGCAGUAACCACGAGCCCGGCGUAGCUCGUUCUGACUAUGGCUUCCCAGACGGUGGCUACGGAUCCCGGGGCUUUGCGCAACCCCAACCAGGGCCGCCUGCCCCUUUUGCCCAACCUCAACGCCCCUACUCUCCGGUCGGUUCACGUCCAGGCACAGCUCAAUCUGGCCGGGGAGGUAUGAGGCAUGACGAGCCUCAGCAGCGCAACAUGAACUGGCAAGGGGCGCCGGGGUCCCCAGGCCAGGGCGGGCCUCAUCCCUACGGCAACAGAGGUGCUGCACCGAGUCCUGGCCCGGGUGGCCAGCCCAACAGCUUCUCGAGGCCUAUGCAACCGGGCGCCCAGCCCACUGAUGCUCGUAACAUGCCACCCCAGGGUCAGUACGGCGGCCCGGCACCUGGGCAACGUAACAUCCACCCUCAUUACCAAGGACAGGCGUUUUAG